AUGGACUCCAGAAGCCAACACGAGGACCUCCUUGAUCAAUUCGAGGAGCUGGCCACCUUCUCCAACGACGAGACCCUCCAGCUGGGCGAAUUCGCCAGCCUGGCCUACCUCGACCGCGACGCCAACCUCGGCGUUGCCUCCUACACCACCGUGAGCCCCUUCGCCACCGACCUCUCGUCCGGCUUUGUGCGCGCCCGCGGUGCCGAGGUCGUGGUGACCUACAAGGGCACCGACACGGCCAGGGACUUCCAGACCGACUUCGACGCCUGGCCCCUCGCCCGCCCCGAGCUCCUGCCUGAGGGCCGCAUCCACGGCGGCUUCCUCAAGGCCUGGGAGAGCACCUGGCCACAGGUGGCCGCCAUUCUCGACUCGCACGCCCACGACCACGGCCUUCAAGUGUCGGACCUCCAGGUCACCGUGUGCGGCCACAGCCUGGGCGCGGCGCAGGCCACCCUCGCGGCGCUUCAGGUGGCGCGCCACCUGGUCCGCUCUGUCGACCAGGUGCGGCUGCCCACGUUCGGGUCGCCGCGCGUUUUCACCUGGGCCGGUGCCGCCUUCUUUGAGCGCAUGGGCCUCGGCGCCCGCACGCUUGUGUGGCGGAGAACAACGCCGACCCGGUGA
This is a messenger RNA of Acanthamoeba castellanii str. Neff, 621 nucleotides long. Its product is annotated as lipase. The transcript is spliced from 2 exons. Bases 1 to 621 code for a protein of 206 amino acids. NCBI's taxonomy places the organism in Eukaryota, Discosea, Longamoebia, Acanthamoebidae. Gene Ontology annotation, biological process: lipid metabolic process. The record is from RefSeq and is a predicted model, not a curated record.